AUGCCCGAGAGAAUCGAAGCAACUCCGUUACCAAAUGGAAUCAUCGAAUAUCGUGUGUAUAAAAUUCGAUGGAUUCAAUUAAUUGUUUACGUUUUAUCCACAUUCACCAAUGCAAUCAGUGGAAUGACAUUCGCUCCGAUCGAAUCGCAAACUUCGACAUUCUUCCACAUCAUGACCACACAAGUCAAUACCUUACCAAUCUAUUUUUGUUUCUCUACCCAAUCGGCACGAUCAUGUCCAUUUGAUUAUCGAAGAAACUGUCCAUGA
Messenger RNA from Adineta ricciae, 267 nucleotides. The record is from the annotation of a GenBank genome assembly. Lineage: Eukaryota; Metazoa; Rotifera; Eurotatoria; Adinetida; Adinetidae.